AUGCAUUGGACCACCACUGUAAGGAAAUCACAAGCCUACUUAUGUCCUGAAGCAACUGCAGUUCAAAAGUUGUGCCCCAUUGCACUUGCAGCACUACACCCAUCUGCAUUACCGAAAGUGAAUCAAAAAUUCCUGUUUGUUGGGGUAAUCCCAACUACCAUCUGCCAACAACUUAAGCCCGAACAUAUCUGGCCAUUAUGGCUUACUAUUUUUGUUUCUAGCAGCAAACAGGCAAUUCUAGCAUCCACCACUUCCUCAUCUGCCCUAGGUUUGUCUCCAAACGAAUUCAUCUAUUUUGCAGGUAGUGGUGUGACACGUGGAGAGGAGGGAUGGAAAAACUUAAUUCUGCACACGAACAUUCUUAAAAAUCUCUUUCGUGAGUCACCAUUGCUCACCUGUCCAUUAUCUACUCCACUGAGUCAAUCUGCGUCUUCUAAGGGUAACACGACGUUAGCUUGUCAUCACGUCCCAUCAGCCUUUUACAAGUGUGAUCUCAAAGUAUUUGUAUUCUUGCAAAUUUCAUUCGCAACUAUACAACCGUCAGUUAGUGUGAAAUUAUGUAGGCACAAAUGUGGAAGAUUGCAGGACUCAAGCAGGCAUGCAUUAUACAAUGACCAUGUGAGAGAACCUCCUGCACAUCUUCUAAUUAUUUUGUGCCUAAAUGGUCUCUGGUUAUCAUUUUCAGGCCACAAAUCUUGCGCCACAAAUGAAAGUGGAGUAAGAAGCAGUCCUAGUGGUGAAGACUCCUUUCAUUUAUGGAGGGUAACACUGCAAAUUAGUCAAGGCAAACCUAGUGACAUUCUUUUCUCAGUUAACACCGAUUUUGUGACGUUGGCUGGAAAAUGCUUUGAAUAUGUUUGCAGCCUGCCUAAUCAAAUUAAGGCAAGUGCAACACCAAUUUCUAAACGUGAUCACACUAUUAAAAAAAAGGAAAAAGUCAAAACCGGAAAUAUCAUUUUCAGUGGAUUGCUGCCCAGCACCAAUUACAAAUUGAUCAUAAAGGCACUUCGAAAUAGUAUUUUUUCCUUACGAAGCAAAACUAAGUUUGAAACAGGGUCAACUGAUGGUGGCGGAAAUACCCCUACAACAGGGACGAGUGUAUUCAUAUAUUUGCAAACUUUAUUUGACGCUGUACAAAUGUCAGGAAGGAUGGAAUUAUGUGUUCACGAAUGUGGGACAUUGCAGGACUCAAGCAGGCAGGCAUUAUACAUUGACCACAUGAAAGAACCUCCUGCAAAGCUUCAUAGGGUGUGCCUUAUCAAAACUUCACAUCGUUCACCACAGAAGAGCAGUUUAUGGAAACAAUACCAGGUCUUACUGCCUGAAGUGAAGGCAGCAUUUUUUCAUUCUGUGGCCAAUGCACAAGUGCGGUUUUCAUGCACCACAUGA
This is a messenger RNA of Echinococcus granulosus, 1389 nucleotides long. RefSeq lists its product as hypothetical. The record is from RefSeq and is a predicted model, not a curated record. Lineage: Eukaryota; Metazoa; Platyhelminthes; Cestoda; Cyclophyllidea; Taeniidae. Bases 1 to 1389 code for a protein of 462 amino acids. The transcript has 11 exons.